CUCCCGGCUGUCACCGCGAUGAGGAGGCGACGCCGUCGCCGCCGCCGACGGGCCGCUCUGCGGUUCGCCCCUCGGGGGCUGUGAGGAGAGGCCGGGCCCUCCCGCAACUCCCGACCCCUGGACGGUGCCAACAUGGAGUGCUAGCGGCUGAAACGAGGGCCCUGCCUUCCACAAUGCCCGUGCAGGCCGCCCAGUGGACGGAGUUCCUGUCCUGCCCCAUCUGUUACAAUGAGUUCGACGAGAACAUACACAAGCCCAUCAGCCUCGGCUGCUCCCACACCGUCUGCCAAAGCUGCCUGAGUAAGCUGCACCGCAAGGCCUGCCCUUUCGACCAGACCGCCAUCCACACCGACAUCGAUGUGCUGCCUGUCAACUUUGCGCUGCUCCAGUUAGUGGGAGCCCAGGUGCCCGAUCGCCAGGCUCUCAAGCUGAGUAACCUUGGAGAAGACAAGCACUACGAGGUGGCAAAGAAAUGCGUGGAAGAUCUGGCUCUUUAUUUAAAGCCACUGAGCGGAAGUAAGGGUGUGGCUAGCUUAAAUCAGAGCACGCUGAGCCGGCCGAUGCAACGGAAGCUGGUGACGCUGGUGAACUGCCAGCUGGUGGAAGAAGAAGGCCGGAUCCGGGCCAUGCGGGCAGCUCGCUCCCUCGGGGAAAGGACCGUCACCGAGCUGAUCUUGGCACACCAGAACCCUCAGCAACUCUCGGCCAAUCUCUGGGCCGCUGUCCGGGCCAGGGGGUGCCAGUUCCUCGGGCCGGCUAUGCAGGAGGAAGCCUUGAAACUGGUCCUGUUGGCCCUGGAGGACGGCUCGGCCCUCUCCCGCAAAGUCCUGGUGCUGUUUGUGGUCCAGCGCCUGGAGCCCAGGUUCCCCCAGGCGUCGAAAACCAGCAUCGGCCACGUGGUGCAGCUGCUGUAUCGGGCCUCCUGCUUCAAGGUCACCAAGAGAGACGAGGACUCCUCCCUGAUGCAGCUGAAGGAGGAAUUCCGCAGCUAUGAGGCCUUGAGGAGGGAGCACGACGCGCAGAUCGUCCACAUCGCCUUGGAGGCCGGUCUCCGGAUCUCUCCCGAGCAGUGGUCCUCCCUCCUCUACGGCGACCUGGUCCAUAAAUCCCACAUGCAGUCCAUCAUCGAUAAGCUCCAGUCUCCGGAGUCCUUUGCGAAAAGUGUGCAGGAAUUAACCAUCGUCCUGCAGCGAACGGGGGACCCCGCCAACCUGAAUCGGCUGCGUCCCCAUUUGGAAUUCUUGGCUAACAUAGAUCCCAACCCAGAUGCAGCCCUCCAACCUGGGAGCAGCUGGAAAAUGCCACCGUGGCCGUUAAGACAGUUGUGCGUGGCCUUGUGGAUUUCAUCCAGAACCACAGCAGAAAGGGCCCCGAGAUUCCACAGCCGCAGCCGAACAGCAAGUAUAAAACCAGUUUGUGCCGUGACCUCAGGCAGCAGGGCGGGUGUCCACGCGGAAACAACUGCACUUUCGCUCACUCACAGGAGGAGCUGGAGAAGUAUCGGCUAAGAAAACAAGAAAAUCGGUGCCGCACCAGCCAGACCUUUCCCUCUGCUUGGGAAAGCCAGCAUCACAGCGCCAUGCCCC
Thamnophis elegans (Western terrestrial garter snake) is the source of this 1586-nucleotide messenger RNA. It is a transcript of the gene RC3H2, whose product is annotated as ring finger and CCCH-type domains 2. The transcript has 10 exons. Bases 174 to 1508 code for a protein of 444 amino acids. Lineage: Eukaryota; Metazoa; Chordata; Lepidosauria; Squamata; Natricidae. The record is from RefSeq and is a predicted model, not a curated record.